AUGGAUGGACGCCCUUUUCCCCCGGGCAUCCACCCGCCCUGCCUGACGUGGUUCAAAGACGAUACCCGUCAAGAGAUCCACUGGGAUUUGCAAAAGAAGCACUUGCAGUUCCUCGUCAAAUCCGGAGUUCAUGGCAUUGUUUUAGCAGGCACCAACGGCGAGGCCGUAACCAUGACGAGAGACGAGAAGGUUCAGCUUACACGCCUAGCAAAGGAGGUGGCAGUGGAAUGCGGCCGACCAGACCUACCGAUUACAGUCGGAUGCAUUGGACAGAGCACAAAGGACGUCAUCGCCGACACGAUAGUAGCCCACGAGGCCGGAGCCGAUUUCACAUUAGUCCUAUGCCCGAGUUAUUUCCACUUCGCUAUGAACGAGGAUGCGUUGGCCGAUGCAAGUCCGAUACCGAUCAUUAUCUACAACUUCCCCAGCGUCGCUGCCGGUAUCGACGUCAACUCCGAGAUGCUAGCGAAGCUCGGCGCGCACCCUAACAUCGUGGGCGUCAAGUUGACCUGCGGGGGGAUUGCCAAGGUGGCCAGAAUAAAAGCCCAGUACGAACCCAGCGAGUUCGCCGCCAUUGCAGGCCAGAGCGACUGGCUCAUCCCGGCCAUGACCGUGGGCUCCAUCGGCUCUGUUACUGGAGUUGGAAACCUGUAUCCUAGGGCCCAGAUCAAGCUGGCCGGUGUCGAAUGGGGAUUUGCCAAGGGUGGGAUCAACGGAACGAAAUGGGUUGUCGCCAAAUACCUGGGCUACCCAGAGGCAAGUUGCCACUGCCGACGGCCAUACCCCAAGUACGACGACCCCAAGAAGCAGAGCUGGAUCACAGAGGUAGUGAGGCCGUUGGAGGGCGUUGAGGCCAGCCUGGAGAGGCGAUGA
Messenger RNA from Durotheca rogersii, 873 nucleotides. RefSeq names its product dihydrodipicolinate synthetase. Gene Ontology annotation, molecular function: 4-hydroxy-tetrahydrodipicolinate synthase activity. Bases 1 to 873 code for a protein of 290 amino acids. The record is from RefSeq and is a predicted model, not a curated record. NCBI's taxonomy places the organism in Eukaryota, Fungi, Ascomycota, Sordariomycetes, Xylariales, Xylariaceae. The transcript is spliced from 5 exons.